AUGCAUAGAAAAUUAAAUAAUAUUCCUCAUCUAAACUUUAUUCCUAAUAAAGAUGAUAAUGCUUAUCUCUAACUAAAUGGUAUUUAAAGUGAAGCAACGUCUCCAAACUAUUUACUAGAAACUCCUAUUUUAACUAACAAGUAAAAAUUUAGAAAAAAUUCAAAUCAUCUUCCAAUUGUUUAACAAUCAUCUCCUUAUAUUAAACUUCCCAUGAUUGAAGAAAAGUUUCUUACACCAAGACAAUAAUAAAUUAAUUUAAUGCCUGAUCUAACAUUCAAAGAUUUAUUUAAGAAUCCUAUUUAUUAUGAAAAAAAUGGUUUGAGUCCUAAAGGAAGUGAGGAAAUAUUAAAGAAAUUAAGAAUUAAACAUAGAAAAGUUGAUUUCUCAAAAAUGGUUGAUAUUGUAGAUGAAACGACUAACUCUAUUAGAAAAGAAUCAUUAAAUGAACAUACUGAACAUCGUAGAGUUAAAAGAAAAACAACAAGAAGAUUUCAUUUAAGCAAUCCUACCUAACUUACGGAAUUUGAAUGA
Messenger RNA from Paramecium sonneborni, 531 nucleotides. Lineage: Eukaryota; Ciliophora; Oligohymenophorea; Peniculida; Parameciidae. The record is from the annotation of a GenBank genome assembly.